This is a messenger RNA of Strongylocentrotus purpuratus (purple sea urchin), 1290 nucleotides long. RefSeq names its product putative GPI-anchored protein pfl2. The annotation marks the transcript as partial. The transcript is spliced from 4 exons. NCBI's taxonomy places the organism in Eukaryota, Metazoa, Echinodermata, Echinoidea, Camarodonta, Strongylocentrotidae. The record is from RefSeq and is a predicted model, not a curated record.
AUGACUGUUAGGAGAUCGAUCUCCGAGACAAAGCGAAAAUUUUUUUAUAACCUCUGUGUCUUCCUUACCACCGUUUCCACCUCCACCGUUGCCUCCUCCACCGUUGCCUCCUCCGCCAUUGCCUCCUCCGUUGCAACCACCAUCCCCACCAUCGCCUCCAUCGCCGCCACCACCACCGCCUCCAUCACCGCCACCACCGUCGCAUCCUUCGCCUCCAUUGCCAUCGCAACCACCAUCACCCCCAUCACCACCACCACCGUCACCACCACCGUCUCCACCAUCACCACCACCAUCACCUCCGUCACCACCACCGUCUCCACCGUCUCCGCCACUCUGUCCACCGACCCAUUUAGGAACGUAGAUAGGGAUGUAUUGCGGGCGGGAAGGAGGGAACACGUUGUUGACACUGCCACCUGGAUCCACACUGCUUUCUUCAUAACCACCGCCGCCGUCUCCACCGCCGUCUCCACCACCAUCUCCACCACCGUCUCCACCACCAUCUCCACCACCAUCUCCACCACCAUCUCCACCACCGUCGCCUCCUCCAUCUCCCCCGUCGCACUCUUCUUCACUACUACUGCUACUACUUCCUCCUCCUGUGCAACCGCCAUCGACUUCCGGAGCUAUAACAAAGGAAAAGAAAACUCCACCAGCAUCGCCACCGUCACCUCCAUCGCAGCCACCAUCACCUCCACAUCCGCCAUCUCCACCACCAUCACCUCCUCCACAAUCGCCGCCGCCACAGUCACCGCCGGCAUCACCACCAUCGCCUCCGCAAUCGCCGCCACCACAAUCUCCACCACCAUCACCUCCAUUUCCGCCAUCACAAUUAUUACCGCUACAAUCUCCUCCUCCGUCUCCACCAUUGCCCCCAUCUCCUCCUCCAUCACAUCCUCCGUCUCCACCGCCGCAUCCUCCGUCGCAUCCCCCAUCUCCGCCACCACCAUCGCAUCCUCCUCCGUCGCAUCCUCCAUCUCCGCCACCACCACCAUCGCAUCCUCCUCCAUCACCGGCGUCUGCUUCAGCAUCGCCUUCUUCCUCACUGCUGCUGCUGCUGCUACCACCUCCACCACCACCAUCGCCGCCAUCGCCGCCAUCACCACCGUCUCCACCUCCGUCUCCCCCUCCGUCUCCACCUCCAUCUCCACCUCCGUCUCCACCUCCGUCUCCACCUCCGUCUCCACCACCACCGUCACCACCUCCUCCAUCUCCACCACCUCCAUCUCUUCCACCUCCAUCUCCUCCGCCUCCAUUACCACCACCGCCGCCAUUUCCGCCACCCCCGCCGCC